This is a messenger RNA of Echinococcus granulosus, 1770 nucleotides long. RefSeq names its product Regulator of differentiation. Gene Ontology annotation, molecular function: mRNA binding. Bases 1 to 1770 code for a protein of 589 amino acids. Gene Ontology annotation, biological process: regulation of RNA splicing. The transcript is spliced from 12 exons. Lineage: Eukaryota; Metazoa; Platyhelminthes; Cestoda; Cyclophyllidea; Taeniidae. The record is from RefSeq and is a predicted model, not a curated record. Gene Ontology annotation, cellular component: nucleus.
AUGUUUGAUCAGAAAAGACAGUAUCCACAUUUUGGCGAACAGGCCAAUUGUGAUCGGCUAUCGACAGCUAAAAGGUGUGAACAGUCAAAACCCGAUCACCACCAACCUUCUCCCGUGGUUUACAUUCGUUUCUUGCCCACAGAUGUCGGUGAAAAAGAAGUUCUAACUCUUGCCAUUCCAUUUGGCCUAGUUGAAAAUGUCCUUAUAACAAAGACUGGCCAGGCGAUGCUUGAGUUUCAGCAACAGGAGAGCGCCAAGAACAUGCUCACCUACUACGACCUUUACUCACCACCAGUAAUUCGUGGUACUCAGACUAUCACCGUGCAGUACUCCAAACACCCGCACCUCACAACCACUUCCAAACGUCCCCUUCUCUCUGAAAUCAUCGAGACUGUGAAUAGAGCACAUCGGGCUCUAACUUGGUCUUCAUCUCCACUUAGUGGUAGCUCGCGAAAGGUUCUCUGGAUGCAAGUCACAAAUCCAUCAACUACUCCCUUGGGAUAUGUUCCUUUUUACCAAGCACUGUUUAAGUUUGGUCAAAUUCUUCGCAUUGUCACUUUCAAAAGUGGCUCCUAUCCACAAGCCUUUAUCGAAUUCGCUCAGACAGUUUCGACCGAUGUGGCUAAACACCAACUUGACGGCUGUCCAUUUGUCGCUGGAGGCAUCUGCCGGACCAACUACUCGCAUAUGGAAAAACUAGAUGUCCAUCAGGAGAGCCAAUACUGUCGGGAUUUCACCAAAAAUCCGCUCUUUUUAUCAUCAGAACUUUCUGAUCUCCAUCAACAGCAAGGGACAGCCCUGGUGGGGGUACAACCAUGGAUGUCUCCUCAGUGCAUCCCUAGUUCUAGCAGCAAUGCAUUAUCCUCCAUGCAUUCUGUCAAUAAUGGCCUUCCUUCGGUGCAACAUUUGGCUUCUCUUGAUGUUCAGACCCUUAGCGCUUUUGCUAAUGAGGUAACUCAAGCAUUGGCUAUUGCGGCCUCAAGAUUUCCCGAGUCACAAAGUCAGCACUUGCAGACGCAGGCCAACAGUAUCCAACAGUUGGUCCCACUGGUCCAUAUUGCCGCCAAUAGUAGCAUCACCGCCGGGGGCAAAGGUUUUGCCGAGUUGACUGCUGCCGGUGGCGGUACAGUUGUUAAUCAGGCUGCCAACAUGCCAACUGGGUCACCAGUCCUUCUGGUCACUCAAUUGAAUGCCGAGCAACCCACGAGGUUGGCGAAGUCCUUUAAAACCAGCGUAUACGGAGAUGUACAGCGUGUGAAAAUUCUUUACAACAAGAAGGACUCCGCUUUGGUCCAAUUUUCCGAUGCAAAUCAGGCGAACCUGGCCCUUCAGCACCUGAACGGGAUUCCAUUAUUGGGUCGAAUCUUGCGCUGCCAGCCUUCUAGACACCUUAGCGUGAUGCCGGCGGGUGAGAUGGAGGCCGAACUGACCCGCGACUACACGGGCAGUCGUCUUCAUCGCUUUCGCUCCUCAAACUCACGCAACUUCCACAAUAUCUGUGCACCCAACACCGUCCUCCACGUCUCCGGUCUGCCCGAGGAUGCCGGCGAGGCCAAAAUUGCUGACCUCUUCCACGGGCUCUCCGGAGUUGCGCCCAUCCUCGUGAAGUCAAUGGAUCGUGAUAAGAGGAUGGCUCUGGUGGAGUAUGCGAAUCUUGCAGAUGCUGUGAACGCACUCAUAAAAGUGGACACCUAUCAAAUGAGCCCCACCGCCCGAAUUCGUGUAACCUUCAGCAAAUCUCUGGUGAAUCGGGACUCCUCUGGCUCCUGA